Molecule: messenger RNA, 3751 nt
Organism: Sarcophilus harrisii (Tasmanian devil)
Lineage: Eukaryota; Metazoa; Chordata; Mammalia; Dasyuromorphia; Dasyuridae
Gene: DMGDH
Product: dimethylglycine dehydrogenase
Exons: 16
Coding region: 185-2803 (872 amino acids)
Cellular component (GO): mitochondrion
Molecular function (GO): protein binding; oxidoreductase activity
Source: RefSeq, a predicted model, not a curated record
CCAACCUGGGGGGGUAGUUCAGCACCAGUCCCGGGCCGAACCGCAAGCUGCCCCUAAGGAGCCAUUACCGGAACUGGGGCGCCUGAUUGUUCAGAAACGUCCACUAUCAUUGCUUGAGGAACCACCUGAGAAUUGUUAGGGGGCUGCACGUGUCCUAAAAUCAGCCUGUCCUCCUACCCAAGCCAUGCUUCUGGGUGGCCUGAGACACCUGAGGUUUCAGUUGCGAAAAACAGAGUCCACCUUGACCCCGGGCAUCCGACUGCGGUCAGUGUGCAGCAGCAGCGGGCUCCCCUUCCAGGAAGGAGGAGGAAAAGCACCUUCCUUUUCAGAAACAAGAUGGAAAGACACAGCAGAGACAGUAAUCAUUGGAGGUGGCUGUGUUGGUGUGAGCUUAGCUUACCAUCUGGCCAAAGCUGGAAUGAAGGAUGUGGUACUUUUGGAAGCAUCUGAACUCACUGCUGGGUCUACAUGGCAUGCAGCAGGUUUAACAACUUAUUUUCAUCCUGGCAUAAAUUUGAAGAAAAUACAUUAUUACAGCAUUAAGCUUUAUGAAAAACUGGAAGAAGAAACUGGACAGGUGGUGGGCUUCCAUCAACCUGGAAGUAUCAGACUUGCAACAACUCCUACAAGAGUAGAUGAGUUUAAAUAUCAAAUGACUCGAACCCGAUGGCAUGCCACAGAACAAUAUCUUAUUGAGCCUGAAAAAGUACAAGAGAUGUUCCCUUUACUGAACAUGGAAAAGGUUUUGGCUGGACUCUAUAAUCCUGGAGAUGGUCACAUUGAUCCUUAUUCUCUUACAAUGGCUCUGGCUGCUGGGGCCCGGAAAUAUGGUGCUCUACUAAAAUUUCCUGCUCGAGUAACUAAUCUAAAACCCAGAUCAGAUGGGACAUGGGAAGUUGAGACCCCACAGGGAUCUAUCCAGGCUAAUAGAAUUGUUAAUGCCACAGGAUUUUGGGCUCGUGAAGUUGGCAAACUGAUUGGACUAGAACAUCCUCUCAUUCCAGUUCAUCAUCAAUAUGUUGUCACAGCAACCAUACCUGAAGUGAAAGCUUUAAAAAGAGAACUCCCAGUUCUUCGAGACCUGGAAGGAUCAUACUACCUGCGACAGGAAAGAGACGGACUUUUAUUUGGUCCAUAUGAAAGUCAGGAAAAAAUGAAGGUCCAAGAUUCCUGGGUGAUCAAUGGAGUCCCACCAGGUUUUGGAAAAGAACUUUUUGAGUCUGAUUUAGACAGAAUUAUGGAACAUGUGGAAGCUGCCAUGGAUAUGGUUCCAGUCUUGAGAAAAGCUGAUAUCAUCAAUAUUGUUUCUGGCCCUAUCACCUAUUCUCCAGACAUUCUGCCCAUGGUGGGACCACAUCAAGGUGUUAGAAAUUACUGGGUGGCAAUUGGUUUUGGAUAUGGCAUUAUCCAUGCUGGUGGUGUAGGAAAGUAUCUCAGUGACUGGAUCCUUAGUGGAGAACCUCCUUUCGACCUGAUUGAACUGGAUCCCAAUCGUUAUGGAAAAUGGACAACAACUCAGUAUACGGAGACCAAAGCGAGGGAGUCUUAUGGAUUCAACAAUAUUGUGGGUUACCCUAAAGAAGAAAGGUUUGCUGGGAGACCUACUAAAAGAAUCAGUGGGAUUUAUAAUAUCCUUAAAUCUAAGUGCUCUAUGGGUUUCCAUGCAGGAUGGGAGCAGCCACAUUGGUUUUACAAGCCUGGACAGGAGCCUGGAUAUAAGCCAAGCUUUCGCAGGACAAACUGGUUCCAGCCGGUGGGCUCAGAGUAUCAACAAGUUAUGCAAAAAGUGGGGGUGAUUGACCUAACACCAUUUGGCAAGUUUAAGGUCAGAGGCAAAGAUUCUCUUAAACUGUUGGAUCGACUCUUUGCAAAUGUGAUUCCAAAGGUGGGUUUUACAAAUAUAAGUCACAUGUUGACACCAAAAGGCAGAGUUUAUGCUGAGUUGACUGUCUGUCAGCAGUCCCCAGGGGAGUUCUUACUGAUAACUGGUUCUGGGUCAGAGCUUCACGACCUGAGAUGGAUUGAAGAAGAAAUUGUGAAAGGUGGAUAUGAUGUUGAGAUUGAAAAUAUUACAGAUGAGCUUGGAGUCCUGGGAGUAGCAGGACCAUCAGCAAGAAGUGUCCUUCAGAAAUUGACCUCUGCUGAUCUUAGUAAUGAUGCAUUCAAAUUCCUCCAAUCUAAGCCUUUAACAAUUUCUAAUAUUCCUGUUACUGCUAUUAGGAUAUCCUAUACAGGUGAACUGGGCUGGGAACUCUACCACAGACAAGAAGACUCUGCCAUGCUCUAUGGGGCCAUCAUGGAAGCAGGCCAAGAGGAAGGAAUUGACAAUUUUGGAACUUAUGCCAUGAAUGCCUUAAGAAUGGAAAAAGCUUUCAGGGCCUGGGGGUCAGAGAUGAAUUGUGAUACAAAUCCUCUGGAGGCUGGGCUAGACCAUUUUAUAAAGUUAAACAAACCAGCAGACUUCAUAGGAAAGCAAGCACUGAAACAGAUGAAAGAAAAAGGGCUGAAACGGAGAUUGGUCUAUCUCACCUUGGAGACGGAUCAUGUGGAUCCAGAGGGAAAUGAAAGCAUCUGGCAUGAUGGCAAGGUUGUUGGCAACACCACCUCUGGAAGCUACAGUUACAGCGUCCAGAAGAGUCUGGCUUUUGCUUAUGUCCCCAUGGAGCUUAGUAAAAUGGGACAGAAAGUGGAGGUCGAACUACUGGGCAAAAAUUACCCAGCAACCAUCAUACAAGAGCCACUGGUUUUGACUGAGCCAACUAGAGCUCGGCUUCAGAAAAAGGCUGGAAAUAGCCAAGUUUGAAAGAAAAUGAGGGAAGAAACUACUCUUAUUAAUCUUACAGCUGCUUUACAAAUUGUGUGACUAUGUGACUGCUCUCAGGAUUAUGAAUCACUCUAGUUCUUCUGAGAAAUAUUUUCUUUUCCAAAUUCUACUAAUGAAUUAACUUCAAAAUCAACCAAAUCCAGUUUUAAGUUCAUUCUAAAACCUUUCCUUUUCUCUCCAAACCAUUCUCUCCCCUAGCUGUUUUCUGUUUUUUAAAAGCACAUUUCAAAUAGGUUUCAUUGUCCUUUCAUAACAAAAACUUACCGGAUGAGGACAAUUUAUUUCUUAAGUUUUGUAUCAUGCAGUAUUGGAGCAGCAAAAAGAUCCCAAGAAGCUGUUUUUUUUUUUUUCCAAAAUGUAAUCACCACAAUUGUUAAAAGACAAGUAGUCCUAUGAAUUUGUAAUUUUCCUUAUGUUUACAAAUCAGUGAGAAUAGUUCUGUUUAUGUCUUACAUAAAAACAAUCAAGAAUAUUACUGUUGUGAGGGACUCUUUACUGGGCAACCUCAGAUGAUCCAAAUAAGUAAUUGUUGGAAAUGUUCACAAUGGAAAUAGUCUUAAUAGAUCUUAACUAGUUUAGUUCUUGCCUGGUUUAAUGACAGAUCUGUUCAAGUAUAAGAAAUACUAAAUGUUUUCACAAUCUCCGCCUUGAAAACAAUUCAGACAUUGUUUCAGAACAGUUCUUAUUGUCCUUUUGGAAGGUCGUUUUAGGAGAAAUAUUGCAAAGAAAGAACAUAGUCUUCCCUAGGAAUUGUUCCUUCCAAGCCUUCAGCAAAGAAACUGAAGCAUAAAUAGAUUGUGCCAGUGGAAACACGGUUUGAAUAAUGAAUACCUAUCAUUGAAGAAAGAAUUAAUGGAAGUUGACAUCACACUGAGCUGUUCUGAAUAUCAUUUUACAAAGCAGGUCAAAAUAAAGUAUAAAAGCUGA